CAUGAGGGUACCGAAUGUCAUACAAAGUUCAUUGCUGUCAUUACAGCAAGAAAAACUCUUCAUUUUAUAUUUGCAAAUUUGUUGCUGAAAGUGUGUUCGACUAUGUUCAUCAUUUGUUAGUUCUACGAAUGUUAAUUCAAAUAAAAUCAAGUGGCGUGUGAUUCAUUUGGUGACACAAAUCAAGUGUCUAACAAGUAUUAAAAAUGGAGAACACAUCGUAUGGGAUAAAUGUGGCCAAUCGGUACGACCUUUUUUCAAUCGACGAUGAGGGUGACGAUCCUUUUGAAACUAUAACUCAAAAAAAGCAAAAAACUCAAAAGAAACCCCAAGUCAAUCCCUCAACGACCACUGAAAAUUCGGUUGCAAAAUUGGCUGUAAAAAAGGUAAAAAACGCGGAAAAAGAGAACAAAACUACGCAAAGCAAAACUGUUAAUAAUGAAAACCGACAUCCUGACAAAUUUGAAGAACCUAAGAGUUCUACAGCAAAUAAUAACUCUAAUUUACAUAAUCAGCGUGGGGAGAAGCAUGGUAUUAAAGAAACCCAGAAAGAUAACAUUCGCACAACACGUGAAGAUGGAAACAAAAAUGGCUACCCAGGAAAAAAUUCCGAAAGACGCCAAAUUAACAAGAGCACCUAUGCAGGCACCGAAAACCGCGAAGACAAAAAUAAUCGAAAGAAUCGUGAAGGCGGCAACGAUGAAAAUGGACCCCGUAAACCACAAACUGGAAACAAACGCUUCGAUGUUCGUGGUAAACGAGAAUUCGAUCGUCAGUCAGGUUCUAAUAAAACUGGCGUAAAAUCUGUCGAAAAACGUGAUGGAACUGGUUCACAUAAUUGGGGUAGUGCCAAAUUAGACGCAAAGGAGUUCAAUAAUUUCCAGGAAGAAUAUAUGCCACAUGAAUCGGAGGAAGAGAAAGGGCAAGCUUCAGAUCAGACUAAAGAAGAACAAACUGAGCAAAGCGAUGCUAAGCCUGUCGAAGAAGAACUUAAGGAAAUGACAUUGGAUGAAUGGAAGGCACAGAUUGCGGCUGCCAGGUCAAAACCCCAAUACAAUUUAAGGAAAGCAGGAGAAGGUGAAAAUGCAGCUCAAUGGGACAAGAUGGUAGCAUUAGAUAAGAAAAAAUCCGAAACAGCUGAAACGGAAGAAGAAAAUGAGAUUCAGAAAACUGGCAAACAGAAACAGGUCCUUGAUAUUGAAUUCCAUUUCAACGAUGGACGGCGUGGUGGAUUGAUGGGUAGACCAAGGGGACGAGGUGGAAAAGGUACACCGAGAAAUCCAGGAAGACGCGAGGGGGAGAAGAAAGAUACAAAUGAAACACGUGAAAACGAACCAGAAAAACGAGACCGGCGCACUCGUCCACCAGCGACGAAUGAUGGUAAUUUUAAAGCUAAACAGAGUUCACGUUUCAAUAAGAACACUGCUCCGAAAGUUGACGAUGAGCAUGAUUUUCCUUCGUUAGGCUAGAAAUUAGCUUCACAGUUGCAGCAUAUUGAUGGUGAAGAAUUGUACGAUAAAUUUCGUGCACACUUGCUUACUUUCAGACCAGUUGGUUUCUUUAAUGAAAUAUUCACAAAGUAAUGAAAACGGUGAGAAUAAUUCAUAUAUCGAUCUAUAGUGCUGUAACUUGUAACAACAAAAAUCUUGAAAGAAAGAAUAAAAUGCUAAGUACAUGAAA
Messenger RNA from Aedes albopictus (Asian tiger mosquito), 1677 nucleotides. RefSeq names its product intracellular hyaluronan-binding protein 4 (gene vig). Gene Ontology annotation, molecular function: RNA binding. Bases 204 to 1466 code for a protein of 420 amino acids. NCBI's taxonomy places the organism in Eukaryota, Metazoa, Arthropoda, Insecta, Diptera, Culicidae. Gene Ontology annotation, cellular component: cytoplasm; nucleus. The transcript is spliced from 2 exons. The record is from RefSeq and is a predicted model, not a curated record.